UAGAUUCGCGUACGUACAAGGUGAUGCUUAUCUCUGACCCCUUGGAGAUAAUGCGUAUCGUCCAACUUCCCGAACCGCCGCGGCCUCCUCGCGAUAAGGACGGCAAGACAUACCUACAGAUAGCUCAGCCGCUGUUCUGAAUUGCCCUUCUGCGAUAAGGAUGGGAGCACACGCCGUCGAAUGACAAUAACACGAUAAGAGCAUCGUAUCCCUUGGUGGCUUGUUCUGUGAACUGAGGGAUGUGCUCUAAUAAGCCACUGGCCGUCACCUAGCCCGGACGAUUCUCGCGCGCCGUGUGAGCGGGAAGAAGACGAAGGAAACGAAGGAGGACGGAGAGCAGAGACAGCUCGGCUCCGCCAUGAGCUCCGUCAAGGAGAAGAAGCCCUCGCCGGGCCCGGCCGCGGCCGUGGACUUCGAGCAAGGGCAGACCCAACUCGGCACCGUCCACGACGUGCACGACCUCACCCUGCUCGGCUACAAGCCCGAGCUGCAGCGCAACCGCUCCAUGUUCACCCUGCUGUUCCAGUCUCUGGCGAUCGCCGCCAUACCGUACGGCUUCGGUGGCCCGCUGAUCAGCGCCAUUUACGGAGGAGGCCAGCUGCCCAUGUUCCUGGGCUGGAUCGUGGUGCUCGUGCUGGCGGAGUGCAUCGCGCUGUCGCUGUCGGAGCUCGCGUCGCGGUACCCGACGUCGGCGGGGCCGUACUACUGGUCGUUCCAGCUGGCCGGGCCGCGCUUCCGCGCGCUGCUCUCCUUCGUCACCGGCUGGACCUGGCUCGUCGGCAACUGGACCAUCACGCUGUCCGUCAACUUCGGCUUCGCCUCCAUGGCCGCCGCCGCCGCCGCCCUCUACGCCCCCGACUUCGCCGCCGACCUCGCCCCCUGGCAGCUCCUCCUCGUCUUCUACGCCAUCUGCCUCCUCACCUUCUUCCUCGCCGCCUUCGGCAACCGCAUCCUCCCCCUCGUCGACACCGCCUGCGCCGCCUUCACCGCUAUCAGCAUCGUCGUCGUCUGCGUCUGUCUCUCCGUCAAGGCCGCCGCCGGCAGGCACGACCCCGGCUACACCCUGGGACACUAUGACACCUCGCUGUCUGGGUGGAACGGCUUUUCGUUCUGGAUCGGCAUCCUGCCUUCAGCAUAUACGUUCUCCGCGAUCGGGAUGAUCUCCUCGAUGGCGGAGGAGUGCGGCGACCCGACGGUGAAGCUGCCCAACGCAAUCUCGCUCUGCGUGCCGGUCGGCGGCAUCGCGGGGCUGUUCUUCAUCAUCCCGCUGUGCGCGACGCUGCCGGCGCUGCCGGAGAUCCUUGAGGCGCCGGUGGGGCAGGCGCUGCCGUACGUGUUCGGGCGCGUGAUGGGCACGCCGGCGGGCGGGCUGGCGCUGACGGUGCUGGUGCUGGUCAUCACGCUGUUCUGCUCCAUCUCGAUCACGGUGGCGGCGUCGCGGUGCACGUGGGCGUUCGCGCGGGACGGCGCGAUCCCGCUGGCGCGGCUGUGGUCGCGCGUCGACGCGCGCCACGGGACCCCCGUGUGGGCGCUGGCCCUGGUCACGCUCGUCGAGAUGGUGCUGGGCCUAGUCAACCUCGGCUCGUCGUCCGCCUUCCUCGCCUUCGUCUCCGUCGGCGUCAUUUCCCUCGCCGUCUCCUACGGCAUCCCCGUCGCCAUCUCCCUCCUCCACGCCCGCCGCGAGGUCAACGUCGCCCCCUGGUCCCUCGGCCCGCGCCUCGGCCCCGCCAUCAACCUCGUCGCCCUCGCCUGGAUCGCCUUCGAGGUCGUCCUCUUCUCCAUGCCCACCGCCCUCCCCGUCUCCGAGGUCAGCAUGAACUACGCCAUCGUCGUCUUCUUCGGCUUCAUGGCCCUCAGCGCCUUGUGGUAUGCCGUCUACGCCCGUAAGGUGUACAAAGGCCCGCCGGAAUCCGACGGGCUCACUGUCGACCCUCCUCCUUCGUCUUCUCCCUAAGCAGACGGAGAGGGGCCAGCUUCGCUCCAGUAGCUGCGACAACUCUUCUUUUCUUCUCCUCCCUUCAUCUUUUUUCUUUGGCGGCGAUUUGCGGACAAUUUUCAGUAUCUCGGUGCGAGGUGGACAGUCUUUGCUUUUCGGGUGCUGGGUAUAUUCUAGAAUAAAAAUGCUAGCUAGCUGUUGAGAAUAGAUAGUUCGGCUCCCGUCCGUGAUCACU
Molecule: messenger RNA, 2171 nt
Organism: Durotheca rogersii
Lineage: Eukaryota; Fungi; Ascomycota; Sordariomycetes; Xylariales; Xylariaceae
Product: amino acid transporter
Exons: 8
Coding region: 359-1954 (531 amino acids)
Biological process (GO): transmembrane transport
Cellular component (GO): membrane
Molecular function (GO): transmembrane transporter activity
Source: RefSeq, a predicted model, not a curated record